AUGGCCAGCCAAGCACAAGUCAACCCCAAGAGGCAACAGGAGCUCCAGCUCCAGUACUCCAACUACAAAAACACGCUACAACAAUUGGCGCAGAAGAUCGGUGAUAUUGAGCAAGAAGCAGAAGAGCAUAAGCUUGUUAUCGAAACCCUCGACCCCCUCCCUAAGGACCGGAAAUGCUUUCGGAUGGUGAACGGUGUUCUGGUAGAGCGGACAGUUGAGGACGUUCUCCCGUCUCUCAAGACCAACUCGGAUGGAUUGAAGCAAGUCUUGGAGGAGCUACUUAAGCAGUACAAGUCGAAGCAGGCGGAUCUGGAUAACUGGAAGAAGAAGAACAACAUCCAGGUUGUACAGCCUUAG
Aspergillus luchuensis is the source of this 357-nucleotide messenger RNA. RefSeq names its product putative prefoldin subunit 2. The transcript is spliced from 4 exons. Gene Ontology annotation, biological process: protein folding. Bases 1 to 357 code for a protein of 118 amino acids. Gene Ontology annotation, molecular function: protein folding chaperone. The record is from RefSeq and is a predicted model, not a curated record. NCBI's taxonomy places the organism in Eukaryota, Fungi, Ascomycota, Eurotiomycetes, Eurotiales, Aspergillaceae. Gene Ontology annotation, cellular component: prefoldin complex; cytoplasm.